GUAACUUUGUUGGGGUCCGCCCGUAUUGGUGUGACCCAAAAGUUGCUAUGGGUAAAUAACAUCGAAAAUAUUUUGUGAAAAAUAACUAAUUUAAUUUUUGGGUGUAAAUUUUAUUCGCCACUGUUGGAACAUGUUUGGAUCUCCAGUGGAUUUUUCAUUUAGGGAGUUCAGCUCAGUUUCAGACAUGCUCUCGGAUGAGCCUAAUCCAAGCACUCGUCCACUAAAACGUGACUCCGAGCAGAAGAUCCUCAGCGUGACGCUCAGACUCAACAACAACUUCCUCUCAGACUUGACAGGACUGAUGGAGACACUUUCCACUCUUUACGCUGAGCCGACGCGUCUGGCCUGGCUCGACCUUUCCUUCAACCAGUUUCAACACAUACACCCAGUUCUCACUCAACUUAAAGAGCUCCGCUUGUUGUAUCUGCAUGGAAACCGUAUUUGUAAGUUAUCAGAAGUGGAUAAACUUGCUGCGUUGCCGUUUCUCCAUACCAUCACUCUGCAUGGGAAUCCCGUAGUGAGCGAGCGUGACUACAGGCCGCAUUUGAUCGCAACCCUUCCUCAUGUGAAGAUGAUUGAUUUCAGCGCUGUGACCAAACAGGAACGAGAGUUGACUUCAGUUUGGCAAAGGAGCAGAAACCCGCGCAAAUCCAUCGGUCACAGCAAAGUGGACUGAACCUUCUCCACCUGACAUCCCGAUGCGUCUAAUAAACAUGAAUGUGGAGUUACAGCUACGGCUUGAUCUGCCACAGUGAGGUUGACUUUAAAUGCUGAACUAGCCUAAAUCAAAACCGUGAAACGGCAGUAGAGCUGGAGUUACAGAGUGUUUCUUCAUUAGCUGUUGAUGAAUAAGUGGUGAAACAUCUUAAGCAACAGAAAAACGUCCAUUUGACUAGAAAAUCUGUAUAGACAUGGUGCAAAGUUUCUUUGAGAAUUGCAAUAGGCAAUUCAACAAUGGAUGAAAGUUUUCUCAUGCCUGCUACACAUUUAAAAAAGGACACUUUAUAAUUUUGAAAGUCUUUAAUGCAUAAUUUCAUUCAACAAAAAACAGUUUUAACAGA
Messenger RNA from Labeo rohita (rohu), 1061 nucleotides. It is a transcript of the gene lrrc51, whose product is annotated as leucine rich repeat containing 51. Bases 131 to 676 code for a protein of 181 amino acids. Gene Ontology annotation, molecular function: protein binding. The transcript is spliced from 5 exons. The record is from RefSeq and is a predicted model, not a curated record. Lineage: Eukaryota; Metazoa; Chordata; Actinopteri; Cypriniformes; Cyprinidae.